Kickxella alabastrina is the source of this 597-nucleotide messenger RNA. RefSeq lists its product as uncharacterized. The transcript has 2 exons. Bases 145 to 405 code for a protein of 86 amino acids. The record is from RefSeq and is a predicted model, not a curated record. Lineage: Eukaryota; Fungi; Kickxellomycota; Kickxellomycetes; Kickxellales; Kickxellaceae.
UGAGAUUUUUACUCUUUUAUUUGAGUUUUUAUUUUUAUUUUUAUUUUGUUUCGCCUUGUUCUCAAUUCAACCUUUUUUAUAGUUAAUUUUUCAUUUAUUAUACCCUCUUUUCCACACACAUUCGCCAACCCACAAAGCAUAACUAUGUCAGAUAACGGCCAGGUCAAGGCAACCCGCGAGACACUCUACACUGCCGAUCGCGCCGAGCUGUUCGACAACAGAGACCGUAUUGUGCGCGAUAAGUGGGUUAAAAUCAUGAAGCUGCGUAUUUUGCGCGAGAAACUCGCCGAGUGCUACCAUAAAGAGAGCGUUAACCAUAUGCAGAACUGCCGUGUUUUGGUCGAGCGUUACUUGAAGGAUCUUCCUGAUGCGCAGAUGGGUGGUCGCCCGCCGUACCUGCCAUGAGAAAAAGAUGGAUAGAGAAGACAGGCAAGGCAGACGGGAAGGGUAUUCCUUGUCUUGUUCUUUUUUUUACAAUUGUUUGGUUAAUUUUUUGUUUAACACGUAUAUGAAUGGAGAAUACACUCGCCGAUGUCCUCGUUUUUGUUUUAUCUUGCUCAGAACAGAACAGAACAGCCCAGCCCAGCCCAGCCCAGC